Dreissena polymorpha is the source of this 1619-nucleotide messenger RNA. RefSeq lists its product as uncharacterized. The transcript has 5 exons. The coding region runs from base 192 to 1619 and encodes 475 amino acids. Lineage: Eukaryota; Metazoa; Mollusca; Bivalvia; Myida; Dreissenidae. The record is from RefSeq and is a predicted model, not a curated record.
UUUACUGCAAUGAAACCAAGCAUUCGAUUGCUUGACGUCACUUUGUGAUCUACAUCGAUGAAACGCUUGCUACCGCUUGAGACAUUAUUUUUGGUGGGAAUACAAGCGUCUAUUCAUAACCAAACGAUAAUUUGUCAACAAUGAGAUACUUUGUUUUAAAAUUUAAUUUUGCUUAAUUAUUUUCAUUUAAAAUGGCUCAUUUGGAUUUAAAUCGGAAUAAAAAACGAAACCUAAAAGGACAAUUUUCAAAAAACGUUCCAAAGAACAAUUUUAAUGUGGAUUCAAAUGAAAAUAAAAUUACAAACGACAAUCGGGAUUUACAAAAUGACCACUGUUAUUUUGAUGAUUUUGCUAUCGGAUCGUCAGUAAACGUGCCUUCAAUUGACAACAGCGUCAGCGAUGCCAGUUGGAAAGUUGGUAGACGUGUCGUUGAACUGGAAACAUUGGCCGAAUCCCUUUCAGGAUGCAGUUCUUGUCAAGUGCCUAUAAAUUUACUGAAUACCGUAGGAAGCAGGGAUUUUGGACUAGCAUGUGUUUUGGACAUACUGUGCUGCAAUUGUGGGGCGAUAAAUAAUGUAGCGACUGGACGGAAACAUGGCAGAGUUUAUGACAUGAACACAAAGCUUGCAUUGGCCAUGGUUCAUGCUGGUGUUGGGGUCAGACAAAUAAACGGUAUUUUGUCUACUUUAAACAUACCCGCUGUCAACCACACCAUGCUCAUCAGAAGACAAAACGAGGCUGGACAAGCUGUCGAAGAGGUGGCAAAGUCAAGUGCCGAUACAUUCUUGCAAGAAGAAGUGCAUUUGAAUGAAAUGCCUAACAAUGAGAUUGAUGUCAGUGUGGAUGCAGGAUGGCAGAAAAGAGGCAGUGAAAGGGCGUAUGAUAGUUUAUCAGGACACUGCUCAAUGGUCGGCACGAAGACUGGCAAGGUCUUGGCAUAUGCAGUCCGUAGCAAAACCUGCAGAGUAUGCAGUCAGCAUAAGAAAAAAGGUAAUGACCCAUGCAAACUACACGAUUGUAGAAAAAAUUGGAGUGGUUCAGCAAAGGCCAUGGAACCAGACAUGGUCACUGAAAUGAUCAUUGAAACUGCCAAAAAAGGUGUUAAGGUUACAGGGAUAGUGGGUGAUGAUGAAACUACAACAGCAGCAAGACUGAAAACCAAUGUUCCCCAUAUGGUAGAGAAAAGAUCUGACAAAAAUCAUGUGAAAAAAAAACUGGCCUAUUGUCUGUAUGGCAUGCAAAAGAACUUUCCAACUUUAAGCACAAAAAUUAUCAACUAUUUACUUAAAUUAUUUAACUACAAUAUAUCACAGAAUAAACAAAACCCUGUCGGCAUUUCACGUGGUAUGGAUGCUGUUGUUGGACACGUGUUUGGUGAUCAUUCUUUCUUUGAUGACACAUGGUGCAGGUUUAUUCAUAACAGCUCUGCUAAAUAUUCCUCCAUACCCUAUGGAAGACCACUGACCAACCUUUCACUGAAGGCGGCAUUGCUUGAUGUUUUUGGUGCUUAUAAAAAAAUAGGUAGUACUCAAGCCAACGAGAGUCUCAACAAGUCCAUAGCCAGGAAAGCUCCCAAACAGCUUCAUCUUUCUGGGUCAGCUAAUUUGAAUUUUGAAUGA